Ambispora gerdemannii is the source of this 495-nucleotide messenger RNA. The record is from the annotation of a GenBank genome assembly. Lineage: Eukaryota; Fungi; Glomeromycota; Glomeromycetes; Archaeosporales; Ambisporaceae.
AUGAAAUUAACCAAAACAACCGAGUCCACUUUCGUAGUUAACAUCUUCAACACACUUCACCAAUUAGGCGGCCACGAAAAACUGUUAUCAAUGAGUGACGGCUCGAAAAUAGUAAAACCUUCCACCACGAUAGAACGUGAGUUUUAUGAGAAUAUCGUGUUGCAUCCAGAGUUUGCGCCGUGGAUACCGCGAUUCUUUGGGAUUCAUGUCCCAAACGCUGAUCUUCCUGACCAAGUUAAACUACCAUCCAACGAUGACUCUAUCGAUCUCUGUGAAGCCAUCAAACAAAUGUCUGAAGUUAUCUUGUAUGGCACCCUCGUUCUUGUUAAAGAACCGAGUGGCGCAGAAAUUAAGCUUACUGAUCGAGUUUGGAAAGGUCACAAUGAUGGAUUUCAGAGCAUCUUCCCAUCUUCCUAUAUUCCUAAAUCAGUGCCGAGAUCCCAUAAUGAUGAGCACACUGCAACAACUAUUACUCCUGAGCCAGAGAGACGCUGA